Molecule: messenger RNA, 5524 nt
Organism: Salvelinus sp. IW2-2015
Lineage: Eukaryota; Metazoa; Chordata; Actinopteri; Salmoniformes; Salmonidae
Source: RefSeq, a predicted model, not a curated record
CGUUAGUUAGUCUAGCAGGUUACGGACAACGAACCUAGCUAGCUGGGACACACUCUUUUUCUCGCCACUUCGAUAGAGCUACGACCGGAAAUGAUUUUAAUAGCAGGUUAGGAGGGCCGUUUUGCUAUCCCUAAUUAUUUUGCAUAACCUUAACCAAAUUGUCCUAACCUGCUACAUUGAUUCUCAUAACCUGUUGCGUAAUAAUUUGUACUAAUCUGCUACGAAAAAGUAACUUCCGGUCGUAGUUGURUCGAAGUGGCGCAAAGAGUGUUUCUCAUAGUUCGUUAGUUAGCUGACGCUAGAUAGCUACAUCUCCAAAUACGAUGUAGGCAUUUGCAGGCAUUUGGCUAGGUAAUUUAUAUAGUGGAAAUUACAUUAUCUGUCUAGCUCAUUUAGAGAUUAAUGUCAUCAGGGGGUUUUGAUUACUUUGUCUUUGUAGAGACAUUGGUGCAAAAUGGAUGUUGACGUUAAGCUAGAGGAAGAUGAGAGGGAGAUAUCCCAAACAAUCAUUUGGUCUGAUUCGAUUAAUGCCUGGAUAGAUUACCCAAAUUCAACAUUGUCAGGAAACACAGAAACAGGUUACCAUGUGGGUUUACUGAAAGAGCAUUCACAUGUACCUCCCAUCAGUCCCCAAACAACAAGCCAAGGGCAGAUUUUACGUAUUUUUCCUGAAAUGACCGGUGCAAGUGAUGGGGAGAACAGGGCUGUCAAAAUGGUUUAUUUCUGUAAAGAUCAAGAUACCAUCGGCACAUCUGAAGGGAAUUUAAUCAAAGAGCAGUCAUGGCAUUUAGCACCGUCCAGUGAUAUUCUGAGUCUGACAGGACAUGCAUCCACCUCCAGUGGUUAUUUUGAAGCUCAAAUCAACCCAACUUCACAGGUUUCCAGCCAAACACAGACCCAGACCAAUAAUGAAUUGCCCUCUGACAAUGUUAAUAUCCCAAGCCAUAGUACUGCCAUUCAUUCUGUGCUAACCYCACCUGCUACAGAAAGCAGCUGUCAUUUAGCUGUAUCUACUAGGCCUAUUCUUCCAGAAUAUUGUGAGCCAUUGAACUUUCCCUCUGAUGAAGAGGAAGACUACAAUGCCAAUUUAAGACGAAGACUACAAUGCCAGAAAACGUUAGAGGAUAAAUGUAUACGUCAGUGUCGUGCCAGUUACUCAAGACCCAACCUAAGAAAGUUUGGGAAAUAUUGGAAAGAUCCAUACGCCAAGUGCAAGGAAAUAGGUGUAGAUUUCAAUGUUGGAUCWGGAGCGAAACAGAAACUYGAUUUACAUUUMCUGACAUUUGGUGUAAUGCUUGAGGUGUCAGAAUAUGCUAAAAACAUUAAUAGAUCUCGCCCUCAUGUUAUCUUCGAUAUUCUAGAUUACAACUUUGGUCUUGGUGUACAAAAUGAACAACAAUAUGACUUUUCAAACAAGGUAGAAAAGAAAUUAAAAGAAAUGCUGAAGGUGCAUUCCAAGAGAACACCUGAGUGGUUAACAGAGGUGUUUGAACUUCCUGAUCCAAAGACAGUUAAAGUUUUGGAAUACUCCCUUAAAUGGGCACAGUUCUAUUUGCAAAACAGCUUGUCAAAUCCUACACCUUUUGACAUUUGCAUAAAGGAGGAGCCUGUUGUGGGCCUGAUCUCUCCUCUGCAUGUGACGACUGAGAGCUUYUCUACUGAGACAGAUGUAACACGGUGUGCUGAUGAGACGGCAAUCCUUGGCCCUGAAAAUGGACGUAAUGAUAUCUGCACACGGUAUGAGUCUGAUAUGGGCAUUGUCUAUCCUCAACAUGUCCAGACGAAGACCUUCACAACUCAGACAGAUAGAACAAUGGGCCAAUCCUUAAUAAUGCCCACUGUAGAAGAAGCAUUGAGGGACCUCUACCCCAUCUGUAAGGAAAAAGGACUUGACCUUGUUGUGAAAUCAAAAUAUGGGAAAACUAAGAAACUUGACUUGCAUCUAUUGACCAGAGAUGUAAUGUUUGAAUUGGCUGAUUUUGCCUCACAAGUGUGUGGAAAUUGGAAGCAGAUUGUGUGUGAGGUUCUCGAGCAUAAUUUUGAUUUGGAUUUAAAAAGUGGGAAAACUGAGCUGGCUGAAGAUAUAAUGGGAAGGUUAAGAGCAGUUUUGCAGCGCAGGACAGGUAAAAACGGUACAUGGAGAUGGGAACUUGAAAAUGAAGCCUUCUUCUUAAAGACGUCACGCAAACGAAAGAAUCCUGCGGAGAUGUCCACAAACCAGAAGGUCACUACAGCAUCACUUGAGCCGAAAUACCAAAUGAAAGAAGUAUCAAAAAGGAGGAGAUUGAAUUUAAUGAGGAAAAAGAAAGACGCGGACAUGUUAGUAACCAAGGAGACCGAGGGAGGCCAUUUUUUUGAAGUCGUACAAGUAGAACCUCAUUGUGUCAAAAUAGAGAGAAUCUCUGAUGAGACUGACCUUGCGCUUUGUACUGAUGAAACGAAGCAAAUUGUUGUUACCAACUUAGACCAAUCAAAUGUGACGUCUCACACCAAAGAAAUGGUGAAAGCCAAAGCGUGCUACCCACUCUGUGAGGAAAUAGGUCUGGACCUUGAUGUUACAUCCAAACCUUCUAAAAAGAAACUGGAAUUUAAUUUGCUGACAAACGGUGUAAUAUUUGAGGUGUAUAAAUAUGCUAAGAUAAAAUCCUAUCAUAAAAAAGAAAAAAGAUUUGGGUAUAUUCUCUUUGAUAUUCUAAAAUAUAAUUUUGAUCUUAGUUUGCAAAAUCAGAGACGUUAUCAAGCUCAAUUAUGGAUUUAGAGUAAAGUGACGGUUCCAAAACACAAACCUGAGCUCUUGGGAAAAGGAGAAAUCUCUAAAGAAGUGUUUAUAAUACCAAGUGUGAUUAAAAGCCAGGCAAAAAAAACUGUGCUUUCAGAUUAUUUUCCUGAAAAAAAUAUGGAACAAGAUGCGAGGCUGUUUUAUCCUCAUCGUGGUAAAGACACUAUCGCUAUGGAGACAGUUGAAACGAUCUCCGCUGAUGAAGCAGCGACGCUUGGCCGGGAUAAUGGACCUGCUGACAUCUACAUAAAGGAGGAGUCAGAUCUUCACUCUGAGGUCAAACGGGUUUAUUUCUGCAAAGACCAAGAUACUGUCAGAACAUCUGAAGAGCAUUUGAUCAAAGAUGGAUCAACACCCAGUAAUAUUCUGACUGGAAAUCUAUUCAGCCUUCCACAGUCACCACUACCAGCUGCAGAAAGUGGUCCUUUCGGAAGUCAAAUCGAGCCAACUUCACAGAUAUAACCAGAAGGUCCCUGCAGCAUCACUUGAGCCAAAAUACCAUAGGCUGACAGAAGUAACAAGGGGGAAAAAAGGGAUUUAAUGAGGAUAAAUAAAUGUUUAUAGCCAAGAAGGAAAAUAAAGUUGUCAGACAAGUAGAACCUCAUUGAGAUGAGAUGGAGAGCAUCUCUGAUCUGCCAGGGAAAGAAAAGCACUUCCUGACUGACAUCUCAGGAAAAAGAAAAGCACUUCCUGACUGAGAACUCAGGAAAAAGAAAAGAUGCAAGAUGGAAAGAAAAGUCUGAUCUGCUCGCUGUGAAACGCCAGUUUCUCAUUUGCCUGAAAAAAAGAAGAAGAUUGAUAUUGUUAUAUGUGAUGGAAGUGCAACACGAGGUGGAUUCUUACUGAAGUUUCAAAAUGCUUUGUAGUUGAGACUGGUUCUGGGGAGAAAUGCUAACAAAUCCUUGCUGAAUACAGAUCAGACAUCCUAGGAUUUGGGGGCUAUUGAAAAUCUGCAAAAGGCUAAGUCAAAUUCCGUCAGUUCAAGAAGACGACUCGUACUUGGGAAUGGCUCUGGACUAAAAAAAAUUAAAACUGUCAGUGUUAAAAUCACUGCAGAGACAAGAGUUUUGCCAAAAGGAAGAAGGGCUGUUGAUCACUUGUGUGGUAGAAAGAAACACCCAGAAUCAGUCUGGACAGGAUGGAGUUUCAGUCUGGACAGGAUGGAGUUUCAAUCUGGACUGGAUGGAGUUUCAGUCUGGACUGGAUGGAGCUCCAGUCUGGACAGGAUGGAGUUUCAGUCUGGACAGGAUGGAGUUUCAGUCUGGACAGGAUGGCGUUUCAGUCUGGACAGGAUGGAGUUUCAGUCUGGACAGGAUGGCGUUUCAGUCUGGACAGGAUGGCGUUUCAGUCUGGACAGGAUGGAGUUUCAGUCUGGACAGGGUGGCGUUUCAGUCUGGACAGGAUGGAGCUUCAGUCUAGACAGGAUGGAGUUUCAGUCUGGACAGGAUGGAGCUUCAGUCUGGACAGGAAGUCCAUACUAUGACUUACUUUACUUUCAUAUAUUGGGCUGCCUUUAUCACAAUAGUUUCAAAGUUUCAAAAAGUGUGUUUUCAAAUGACUGAAUUCUACAUCGGUCUUUGGAUCAUACUUGGAAUGUGAAAGGUUCCUAUACAUUGAUCCAAAGUUCAUACUUGGAAUGUGAAAGGGUCCUAAUGUAACACUAGUUUUUAGGUCUCCCUGUAGACUUCCAUUCUAGUACUCACCCUGGAACAGAGUCAACAAGCCUUACGGAGAUGUGUAUUCAUUAGGCAUACUGUAGUUAAAUGUUUAAUGGGACGCUACACCAGCAUUUCUUGGACCAAUUCAGAAAUUGGUACACAAGAAAGGAGUAGCCUAGUCUUUUUAGGAUUAAGUGAAAAUAGGGAGACAAUAUAUUUUACAUGUAUUCGUAUUAAGGGUUUAGUCUUUGAAUAGUGGAUUUUUUGCAGAUUCCCUUGGCCUUCCUUCCUGUUUAACUUUUAAUCCCUAGUCUUGCUGUAGAGACUGAAUACAGCAGGAUUAUUGAUAAGACUUAUUUUCUUUUUCUUAACCAUUUUACGACGUAUUCAUUGACGAGACAAACUCCACUACCUUUUACACGCCUCUGUAGAAGAACCUCUCAUCUUUUUUUGUUAGAAAUAAAAAGACAAGGAUAUUUUAUUUUCUAAGAGUGAAAUAACCUACUAUGAUAGAUUGUGUUUUUAUACUCUUCUUUUUAAAUCAGCUAUUUUGUUUUUUGUUAUUUUUUUUGUGGAAAGAUUUAGAGAUCAAGACCUGCCUUACUGUCGCCCACAGGUUCUGAUUUUGAACAUGGACUUAUUCUACCGUAAACUAAGAUUAUUAUUUAUUUAUUUUAAGGAUACUUCCACUGAUAUUCGUAGAGCUGUCAUUUUAUUGUGAGGAACUGCAGUUCGAUCAGAAUUGUUUUGUUCUCUGUUUUGUUCUCUGUUUUGGGAGUGAUCCUCUCACUCAGUCACUCGUCUCAGUGCACAAGUCUCCCCUUCUUCCAAACAUCGCGUAUGAAUCAGAAUCGGUAGCUAGUUAUGACACGUGAGCCUCUGGAUGAAAAGCAGAGUUUCCCUAAAGCAGCGUGGUCGUAUCAUCUCUUCUCCCUGUUGGACUGAACACUUUCAACUCUACACAAGUGAAAACCCCAAAUCCCUAAAGUGGUGGAGAAGGAGGCCACCUGCAGUAUGUCAGGACAGUGGCUUGUUCCCAGAGGACCAAGACUUGAGGACGCUACUUCUGUCAUGAUGACGGAGGUGC